CCGCCGUUAAACUCCGAAGAAGAAGUAAAAGGAAGUAAACAGUGAUCAAGAAAACGUCAGCGUUUUAGCAAAAAUAUUACUCAUUUAAUUGCACAGCAUCACAUACUUAUCCAAUGUAGUCUUUAAUUCGAUUUGGAGACAGGACUUGACUGAUAGCUAACGUUACCUAGAUAGCAUCUAACAAUGGCUAACGUGAACAGUAUGGUUUUCCACACUCAAAUAGCCUCCAUCAUGGAGGUGCUAGCGAAUGCAGCCGUGGCAGAGAUCUGUAAAGUCGUAGACGACGACUAUGAAGUGUUUCGUUUGGAAAUAACUCAAAGCCAGAAAGAAAACAGGACAUUGAGGAGGAAACUACAGCUUCUGGAAAUGAAAGUGUCACGGGAGCGCACAGAGAAGACUAUGCGAGAGCGCGUUCUCGCCAGUCCCAGAAGUGUCAAGAUCCUCGACCGAUACAGAGCAACGGCAAGAGGUGAAGGACAUUUCACUGGAGGCUACAGAAGCAUUGUGAAGCCAGCGGGACAUAAUACAUGGAGAGAUGACCAACCAAUCACUGUUGACGAAGGGAGUGGAACCUCAACCCAGCAUGUUAUCGUGAUCGAGUCUGCAGAUGCAGAGGCUGCAGGUCCUGGGGUCAAGCAGGAGAGGUCUGAAGGACAGGAGGACCCACGUCACUGCAGAGACAUCCAGACUGGAGCGCCCCCUGAAGCCACGGAGGACCUCGCUGCCGCCGCGCCCCAGCCCAGGACCCGACGCAGCAUCAUGGAGGUCAUCAGGGAUCGCGACCCAUUAUCCAUGUCGAUGGGGCCUUCCGAUUCACACGGCCACAUCCUUUUAGAUCAGGAGGAGGAGGGUCCAGAGGUGCUGCUGGUGAAGGAGGAGGGGUGUGAGGAGGGUCUGGGGAACCCUGAGGAGGCCAUAGUCGUGGAUGACAACCAGACUACACCUCCUCCUGAACCCACAGAGGAACCAGCUGAGCAGCACAGGACCACACACAGUCUCACUGAGUCAGUAGACAUGGAGGAUGGGAAGCCUGAUCUGCUGCUGGUCAAAGAGGAGACAAUAGAAGACGGACCAGAGAGCAUUGAUCUGCUGAGUGGACUAAAGGUGGGGGAGCAAGGUGGUUGGCUGGAGGCUAACAGAGACUGGACGGCCAUCUUGGAUUCCCAGACCCAGGCGGGUCCAGCCAAGGGUCCAGGGGACAACAUCACUGAGGCGGCCAAGACUAGAGGUGACAUAGUGAAGUCUGCAGUCCAUGAAGACCUGCUGAUAUCCUGUGUUACUGGCGGGAGAGACUGGACCUCUGAAGUGGCUGGUCACAAACCCUGGCAACAAAUCAGAACCCUGGAUCCGGAGCAGUCUCUCUUCCUUCCUGAAUCGGAACCAGGACCCAACCAAGAGGGACAGAGACUCCACCACCACACAGAACACAACCAAUGGACAGGUGGACUGAACAACCUCGGUCCUGGUGGUCAUCAGAGAGACCGAGGCUCCAGUCAGGGAUCCAGUCUGCAGCCCAGACCCUUCUCUUCACAGUCUCAGUGCAGGGAUGAUACAGGGCCUGGGGCUGAUAGAGAUAGACCCUUCUGUUCCUAUGAUACAAACACCACAGUAUCUAUGAUGAAUAGAGCAGGUCACCCUGGGCUUCAGCCUUCACAGGUAGUGGUGGGAGACCCCCCUGGUGGUAGUCGGUCUUCUCCUUCAGGGUCUCAUCUAAUGCCUGGUGGGGUCUGGGUUCAUAGAAGGCCUGAGCCUGAAUCUGGGUCUAGCCUUCCUCAGCUACCUCAUGGUUACCCCACAAAUACAAACAGGGUCAGGAUCGGUGUUCACAACGAGACGUACCUAGCCUAUAACACAGCACACAAUCCCAACAACACCCAAACAAUGGCUAGAGGUCAAGGAGGGAGCUCCAACACUAACCACCUGAGGGUGGUGGCUCAUGCUUCUACCUCCUCUGGUGUCAUUGGGUCACAACAUGGGAGGCCGAGCAUUAGGACGGACGCCGAUAAGCCGUUUGCCUGCCCCACGUGUGGGAAGCUCUUUGCUAAGACAAAAUAUAUGAAGCAGCACCAGACCGUUCACACCAAGGAGAGGCCCUUCAAGUGCAAACUAUGUUACAAGAGCUUCUCCUUCUUGAGUUACCUCAUCAGACAUAGGCAUGUCCACAACAGGGAGAAAUUGUAGCUAUUCUUUAGCUGAAAUAUUGUAGUUCUCAUUAAGUCUACUGGGGUCAGAGUUUUUGGGGGAUUACUAGGUCCUUUUAGUUGAUUAUCUGGGGAUGCUCACAUGAUACAGGCUUGUUGUUUGGUGUGCUGGCAUAGCCAAAAAAACACUGAAAUUAGCCAAAAACUAAGUUUUCAUUCAUUUUUACAAUACCCUACAUUUUUUGGACUUUGUACCUGUGGAACAUAGUGGAAACUCUUUAAAGCUCGGUCCUUGCCCUCCGGGGGUCCUUGCUAUCCAGAAUCCUUGGGAUGUUACACACAACAACCCCCCGCCUCUGAAUUUGGUUUUGCCUUUUUUUUCUAUUCAUAACAAAUUAUUUAUAACACCUUUAACACAUUUGGCAUAGUCAGGUUGCACCUGUUCCUUUAUGUGAUCAAAUCUGUUAAUGAGAAAUAAUUUCCUUUUUGUAAGUUUACAAUUUAUUUGCUUGUUUAUCAUUUAGAAUUUAACAUGACUUUAGUUUCAUUGGCUGCCUUUGGGGGGGGGGGGGGGAUUCAUGCUAACUUAGUUUUUUGCUCAUUUAAGUUUGGGGUUAAGCAUAGGGUUAGUAUUGGGGUUAAGAUACAUUGUAGAAAUAGGUGUUUAGCCAUAAUUAUGACUUUGUGGCUGUGGAAACUAGUGACGACCGCUUUAAAGACACUGAUCAUGAA
This is a messenger RNA of Oncorhynchus nerka (sockeye salmon), 2873 nucleotides long. RefSeq lists its product as uncharacterized. Bases 184 to 2181 code for a protein of 665 amino acids. The record is from RefSeq and is a predicted model, not a curated record. The transcript has 8 exons. NCBI's taxonomy places the organism in Eukaryota, Metazoa, Chordata, Actinopteri, Salmoniformes, Salmonidae.